AUGGUAAAGGCAAACUCAAGUGUAGAUGAAAAAAUUGAAACACUUGUACAACUGCGGUGCUUGGAAGGCUGGACAAACGGAAUACACGGAGAAUUGACGUCCAUUUCAGCGCUUAACAUAUUUUUGGGCGUUACUGCAUUUCUUGGAAAUACUCUAAUCCUUGUUUCGCUGCGGAAGGAAUCUUCCCUUCGUCCGCCCUCAAAACUCCUACUUCGUUGUCUGGCCGCCACUGAUCUUUGUGUUGGCAUUAUUGCACAGCCUUUCCAAGUUGUUUACUGGCUGUCGCUGGUUUACAAGGAUUGGAAUCUUUGUCCCUAUGCUCUUAACACGACUUUCAUAACAGGCUAUACUUUGACGUCGGUGUCCAUGUUAACACUGACUGCAAUCAGUGUGGACAGACUCCUCGCGUUGAUACUUGGGCUGAGAUACAAACAAGUUGUAACUUUAACACGAACGUAUGCCGUGGUGAUUACUUUUUGGUUUAUUUCCACGCUUGCUGGGACAUUGUAUCUUAAAGAUUACAGGAUUACUCUGUGGUAUGGCUAUAUUGCCUUACCGUCAUGUCUGGUAAUUACCACUUUCUCGUAUGCAAAAAUUUUCCACUCACUUUUUCACAACCAGAAUCAAAUACAUAUUAUCCCUCGACAACAACAGCAACUAAAUCAAUCGGCGCCUUUGAAUUUAUGUCGAUACCGAAAGGCAGUGUACGGUACUCUAUGGCUGCAACUGGCAUUGGUUAUAUGUUACGUGCCUUACAGUGUAAUGGGUGUGUGGAUGAAUGGCAAGGUGUCUCCGGCAAACUUUGUUAUCCUUGUUUCUUCCGUCACUUGUGUUUAUCUUAAUUCGGCGAUAAAUCCUUUUCUUUACUGCUGGAAGAUAAGUUCAGUUAGACAAGCGGUAAAGGAGACUAUCAAACAGUUCCUUUGCUGUUUAUCGACUUAG
Molecule: messenger RNA, 942 nt
Organism: Pocillopora verrucosa
Lineage: Eukaryota; Metazoa; Cnidaria; Anthozoa; Scleractinia; Pocilloporidae
Source: RefSeq, a predicted model, not a curated record